Messenger RNA from Stegodyphus dumicola, 900 nucleotides. It is a transcript of the gene Prosbeta6, whose product is annotated as proteasome beta6 subunit. Lineage: Eukaryota; Metazoa; Arthropoda; Arachnida; Araneae; Eresidae. The record is from RefSeq and is a predicted model, not a curated record. Gene Ontology annotation, cellular component: proteasome core complex; cytoplasm; nucleus.
UCAGUCAUGAGAAGCAUUGUAUUAAGUUCUGUAUGAGACUUUUUAGUGAGUUUUAGUAUUUGAGAAAAAUCUAUUGCAUAUUGAGUACUAAAUUUAAACAUUUUCGUCCCAAAAUGAAUGCGAUUGAUGAAUACGGUUUCCUUCGCUCACCUGCGGUGUUCGAGAAGCCUAAGCAAGCGAAUUUUAGUCCUUAUGAAAACAAUCAAGGGAGUAUUGUUGCCGUCUCUGGAGAAGACUUUGCUGUUAUUGCUUCAGAUACUAGGCUGAGUUCUGGUUUUUCAAUUUAUUCUCGCAAUCAACCAAAACUGUUUAAAUUAUCAAAUAAAACUGUUCUUGGUUCUGCAGGAUGCUGGUGUGAUGUUUUGACUUUUACUAGGAUUCUUGAAGCUAGAAUGAAGAUGUAUGAACAUGAACAUAACAAAGAAAUGAGUACUCCUGCUGUUUCACAACUGAUGACAUCAUUAUUGUAUUACAAGCGAUUUUUCCCAUAUUAUGUGCAUAAUAUUGUAACUGGUUUGGACGAAGAAGGAAAAGGUGUGGUUUAUUCGUAUGAUUCUGUCGGACAUAAGGAUACAACUUCAUACAGAGCUGUUGGAUCAGCCUGUCAGUUGUUGCAACCUUUAUUGGACAAUCAAAUUGGUUAUAAAAACAUGAAAGGCUACACUAAGCCACCUCCUCUGUCACUUGAGAAAGCUGUAGCUAUAGUGAAAGAUGUAUUCAUUUCUGCUGCAGAAAGAGAUAUAUAUACUGGGGAUAGUGUGUAUAUGAACAUAAUUACUAAAGAAGGAAUCAAAGAAGAUAGUUUCCCCCUCAGGAGAGAUUAAAUGUAACACCUCAUUGAAUAUUUAUAUCUCAGUACGCUUUACUUUUUUAUAAUAAAAGCAUUGAUGAGUUUUUGAA